CAUCCCCGUAAGAGAAUCCCAGUUAAAAAGAGAAAAGAGAGAAAAAACAAACAACAACGACAACAACCCGAAAGAAGGACGGAAAGAACGGAUCCCGGGCGCAGAUUUAGUUCGUUCGCCUUCGAACAUCAUUUUAUCUGGUCUAAAUUUCCAUCAUGGCGAAUGCCAUCGGCUCAGCAUGGCGGUCCUUCUGGCAUACAAUGACUUCUUAUGAUCGCCAUGCAUCCCACGACUCCCCAUAUCGCACGGGUCAACAUGUGCCUCUUAGCCAAAGCCGACACGAGCCUCUCACAUCCAUUGCAACAAGCGCCAUUGAAUCUCGACCAGAUCUGACUACCCCGUACGAGGAUGACCAACCCAAAGGCUCGACAAGCUCGAAUGGCUGGAUCGGCUCUCCUACCGGCGCCGGCUCACCCAACCGCCCUUACUCCCCGGGUAUGCGAUCGCUAUCAUCUCAGAAGCGGCAAUCCACCGACCCUGGAGCAGAAGGUACCGCCGAAAUCCAGAUGCAAAGUUUCCAUGAUGGCGCCCCCCCGCCUCCGCCGAUAGCUCAUUCGUGGAGGAAAAUUGAGAGAUGGUUGGAAAGUAAUUAUGAAGAGCUUCAUGACAAUCUGUGCGAGGGUUGUACUCAGAAUGAUAUCAAUGAACUGGAGCAUGAGUUAGACUGCAGCCUGCCGCUAGAAUUGCGGGAGUCCUUGAUGAUCCAUGAUGGCCAGGAGCGCCCAGGAUUACCCACCGGGGUCAUCUUUGGUUGCAUGCUCCUGGACUGCGAAGAGAUUGUUCAGGAGUGGAGAAAUUGGCGGACAGUCAACGAGGAAUUCCUCACCUCAUCUAUGAUGGAUCCUUCCUUCCCGAAGGGAUCAACCAGCUCUUCAUCUGCCGCGCCGCCUGCCCAGGGUACCAAUCCCAUGUGGAGACAAGAUUUGCUCGAGCGACAGGACUCGCAGCCUCCUGGUGCUGUUCAGAAGGCGUAUGCCCACCCUGCUUGGAUCCCUAUGGCACGCGACUGGGGCGGGAACCACAUCGCCAUUGACUUGGCUCCAGGGCCUGCCGGGAAAUGGGGCCAAGUGAUCAUUUUUGGCCGGGAUUACGAUUGCAAAUACGUCAUUGCUCGGUCUUGGGCUGCCUUUCUCGCCGUGUUAGCCGAUGAUAUCUGCAGCGGCAAAGUCUCCGUGGAUGAAGAGACGAGUGAACUCAAACUUUUGGAGUUCAAGUCGCAAAACGUCGAACCUCCCUACCUGGAGAUCCUGAGGUGGAGAACCGAUCAAAAGUAUGGCAGGAGAGCGCCUAGACGCAAGGGUCCGAGUGGCCUCGGUUUAAGCACCGGAAGUAAGUCUGGCAAGGAGUCACCCUAUGGCAGUCCUACAACCAGUGAAGAGCGGGGAAGAUCGCCGCACCGCUUUCCAAAUCGCGGGUCUACUCAGAGUCCCAAGACUCAGUUUGGCAUUUCAAGUCCUCUGGCUCGCGUCACGGAAGAGGCGCCGAGUCCCGUGCACACAGUUGUAGAGGCGACCGAACUACCCGAGCAGGUUUCUGAAGAACACGAGGAGGCGCCUCAGUCUGAAGACCUGAUGGAGGUAGCAACUCCCCGGAUUUCCGGGCAAGAGAACGAUGGAAUUUCCAAGAACGAGGAAGAUCCGCAGGCGACGGAAACGGACAGAAAGCGUGAAUCGAAUCAAAUGUCUUCGCCCGCCGGCUUGGACACUGAGGUCCUGGGCGAAAUGAAAAAUGUUGCGAUCUAGACCUCGUUCUGAGCUUCAACAUUUUCCCUGUUCCCCAUUUCCUUCUCUUCAUUUCGUCA
Messenger RNA from Aspergillus heteromorphus CBS 117.55, 1801 nucleotides. Its product is annotated as cell wall assembly and cell proliferation coordinating protein. The record is from RefSeq and is a predicted model, not a curated record. The transcript is spliced from 2 exons. Bases 156 to 1742 code for a protein of 528 amino acids. Gene Ontology annotation, biological process: regulation of fungal-type cell wall biogenesis; cell wall biogenesis. Gene Ontology annotation, cellular component: mating projection tip. Lineage: Eukaryota; Fungi; Ascomycota; Eurotiomycetes; Eurotiales; Aspergillaceae.